CAUCUCUGUCGGAGAAAUUAUAUAAUUUCCCUCUCUCUCUUAACUCUAUAGCUUUUUCCAACCUUUCCUUCCCUGCUCUGUUUGUUGUUGUUGUGUCUUCUUCUUCAUCUUCAUCUUCAUCGUAGAUAGAGUUAUUAUGAUGGUUGAAAAGGGCAUCUCAACGGCCAUGAACGCAAGAAUCGUAGGUUCUGGUAGCCAGGACAUGGUUCUUGCACAUGGGUAUGGAGCAGACCAGUCUCUAUGGGACAAGAUCCUACCAGACUUGGCUGAGCAUUUCAGGGUUGUUGUUUUUGAUUGGAUCUUCUCAGGUGCUGUUAAAGAAGAACAUCAACACCUUUUUGAUCCUCAGAAGUAUUCUUCUUAUGAUGCUUUUGCAGAUGACUUGAUUUGUCUUGUAGAAGACAUGAACCUUAAUUCUCCUGUUUUUGUUGGCCACUCUAUGUCUGGUAUGAUUGGUUGCAUUGCUUCCGUUAAAAGACCUCAGCUUUUUCAAAGGAUUGUACUUGUUGGAGCUUCCCCCAGGUACAUAAAUACAGGCGAUUAUGAAGGAGGUUUCGAUGAGUCCGAGAUUGAUGAUAUAAUAUCAAACAUAGAAUCAAAUUUCCACAACUGGUGUUCAGAAUUUCCUUCUCUUGUAGUAGAUGCAAGACAUCCCGACUCAGUAGAAAAGUUAAGCAAAUGCUUGGCAAGCAUGAGGCCUGAAGUUGCAGUCUCCGUCGCGAAAACAGUGUUCUACAGCGAUGAAAGGGAAAUUCUCGACAAGGUUUCAGCACCUUGUACUAUAAUCCGGACAACGAGAGACAUUGUAGUGCCAAACUCUGUUGCAUACUACAUGCAAGAGAAGAUCAAAGGGAAGUCUACUGUGGAGAUUAUAGAGACUGAUGGACAUUUUCCUCACCUAACUGCUCACCAGCAGCUGCUUGAUGUCCUUACACGAGUCGGAAACCUUUCAGCUUGAGUGUGUCUGUGUUUUUAAUGUCAAAAAAUAAAUGUCUAUUAUGACUUUUGUGUCAUGUGUUCAUAAUUUCAUGGGUGAGAUAGAAGUUAGAAAUUAGGAGUAUAUUUUGUCCUAGUUGGAUUUUUCUGUAGCUUCUGCAUGCAGAUCAGGAUACUUAUAUUUCUUGUCAUUGGUAUUGUAUUUGUUAAUGUUAAUUAUGGGUCUUGAAUUUUGAAAAUUUUUUUUUAUGGAGUAAAUUGUAAUUAAAUUAAAAAAAUUACGUGAUAUAAUUCGUAU
Manihot esculenta (cassava) is the source of this 1234-nucleotide messenger RNA. RefSeq names its product strigolactone esterase RMS3. The transcript is spliced from 2 exons. The record is from RefSeq and is a predicted model, not a curated record. The coding region runs from base 137 to 958 and encodes 273 amino acids. NCBI's taxonomy places the organism in Eukaryota, Viridiplantae, Streptophyta, Magnoliopsida, Malpighiales, Euphorbiaceae.